UUACCCCGUAUGUUCUUACUUUGUUAUGUUCGAAAACAAAUCUAAACUGUCCUUCACACGUCAAUUUCACCUUUAUUUAUUGACACAAUCCCGCGUGUUUCCUCCAGUCAUCGGACACAGCAGUCGGCGGUGUAGCGAGGGUUGCCUCUUCGGCAUUCAUACCCAGACAGUCAACAUGGUGUUCGCCUUCCGCUCCGCCGCCACGCGUGCGACUCCGGCCCUCGCCAUGUUCCUUGGUGGCGCGACGCUCGGUAUGACGCACUCGAGCACCGCUCGCGCUGAGGACAAGCGCGAUCUGCGCGAUCUGGAGUUCGGCGUGCCGCACGACCGCAAGCGCGUGGACCCGUUCUCGCCCUUCUUCCCGUCAGAUAAGCACCCGUGCACACACGCAGGCAUGUUUAUCCCCGGUUGCCACGAGCUCAAAAUCUUCUCAGGCUCGUCGCAUUUCGAGCUGGCCGACGAUAUUGCGCGGCGUCUAGGCACGCGCGUGGGCAAGAUCAAGCUUGGCCGCUUCGCCGACGGAGAGGUGCAGGUGCAAGUAGGCGAGAGCGUGCGCGGUAAGGACGUGUACCUGGUGCAGAGUCUGGCAAGCCCUGUGAACGACAACAUCAUCGAACUGCUGCUUAUGGUCAGCACUAUGCGUCGCGCCAGCGCCAAGAAGGUGACCGUCGUGCUGCCGUACUACGCGUACAAGCAUCACCGUCGUGCCAACCCGGCGGCGACCAGCCUGAACUCCAAGUUCAUCCAGAGCCCUGCUGCCGACAUCGCCAAGAUGCUGGAGGUCAUGGGCGUGGACCGCGUCAUUGCUGUAGAUAUGCAGAUGCGUGUGGAAGGUCACGAGGCAUGCUUCUUCAGCUCUGACAUCCCUGUGGAGACCAUCGAGACCAUCAUGGCUGGUGUUGAGUACUUCGCCACGCAGGUGCACCUCCGCCGCCCUCUCGUAGUGAUGGCGCCCAACCCGGAGUGUUUGCGUCGUGCACGUAUCUUCCAGACGGGCCUGAACAAGUGGCUGCCGGAUUCGCCUGCGCAGUUCGCCGUGUUCUUCCACGGUACGGGCAAGAAGGAGUCGGGAGAACAGUCUCCGGCCGACAUUGUGGGCGACGUCAAGGGCGCUGACGUGAUUGUCGUGGACGACCUGGUCGACACGAGUGAGACACUAUCCAAGCUUACAAACCUAGCACUGAGCAAGGGCGCUCGCAAGGUGUACUGCUUCGCCUCCCACCCGCUGCUCAACGGCGACGCCGAGCGUUUGAUCGAUGAGUCGAACGUGUCACAGGUUGUUGUCAUGGACACAAUCCCGGCUGACCCGAAGGCCUUCCACACCGACAAGCUCAAGCGUCUGUCGGUCGCGCCCAUGCUGGCAGAGCUGAUCCAGGCCGAGCACUUCAAGGCGCACUCGUACAUUGACAAGGUGAACUCACGCGAGGACUUUAAGUACGUGCACCACUAUUAAGCUGUACGCGUGAGAGCUGAAUGCUGAGGAGGAUAGGUAGUUGUGAAAGGAAGAUGGCACCGAACGAUGUCGAUCUGUUGGUAUGGGGCUUGCCCUGUUCUGGCGGGUGUUUGAAGCCCGUCGAUGCGUAAUACUACUACGCAGUAGCAUACUCAUGCACAUGCAUCAUGUAUUAUUUCAUUCAUUCUUCACUCGACGACUGCUU
Molecule: messenger RNA, 1658 nt
Organism: Phytophthora nicotianae INRA-310
Lineage: Eukaryota; Oomycota; Peronosporomycetes; Peronosporales; Peronosporaceae
Exons: 2
Coding region: 26-1453 (475 amino acids)
Biological process (GO): 5-phosphoribose 1-diphosphate biosynthetic process; purine nucleotide biosynthetic process
Cellular component (GO): cytoplasm; ribose phosphate diphosphokinase complex
Molecular function (GO): magnesium ion binding; ribose phosphate diphosphokinase activity
Source: RefSeq, a predicted model, not a curated record